Coniophora puteana RWD-64-598 SS2 is the source of this 1179-nucleotide messenger RNA. RefSeq lists its product as uncharacterized. Bases 1 to 1179 code for a protein of 392 amino acids. The record is from RefSeq and is a predicted model, not a curated record. The transcript is spliced from 2 exons. NCBI's taxonomy places the organism in Eukaryota, Fungi, Basidiomycota, Agaricomycetes, Boletales, Coniophoraceae.
AUGCCGGGCAGCUCGGCAUUCACCUCGGCGCGGGACCGCCGACACUUCCCCGCUACCUCGAGAAUCGACGCCGACCCACUUGGCUCCGUCAACGUCGCUCAGGUGUGCGCCAGAUGGAGACACAUCGCGUUCAGUACGCCAGCGCUGUGGACCCACGUCAAGAUCAACGCCGUGAUCGACCACAUAGAUCUUGUAGCUUCACUCCCUCUCCCCAUCCGGCCUGUCCAGUGGGCAGCACCCUUCUCCACAUUUAUCACCCUCAAUCUCAGCAGCUCCAGAAAACUGAGUCAUCAUCCGAACGUCCGGUUUCUGCCGGAGAACGAGCUAUGCGGUGGUGUGAAAGGCAUAGAUAUCAACGGCUCCUGGCUGCUUGAACUUCCUGUUCUAUACCAGUGGUUGUCCCAGUUCUCCAACCUCACCCAUCUUACGCUCGCUGGUGUUGGCUUGAGCAUAGAAUGGCCAUUACCCAUACCUUCACCCUGUCUCGAUCGCUUGACGCACCUCCACGUGUGCGGCGCCAAACAUCCAAUGGCGGUGACAGACUUCAUCGUCGAGCGCAAGUGGGAGAACCUGCGCUCCUUAGUUGUCGACCAGCCCCCUCUCUUCCUCGACGAGUACCUCCUUCCGAAAUUAUCUACGAAUAUUCCCAAUCUCACCGAGCUUUUCCUCGUCGUAAAGCGACUUAGAUCAACAUGGCCGCGCAGACAGGCCACGAUGCAGCAUCUGCAAACAUUGGCCGUCCACGGCUGUGUAUACGAACAAGAAGACGAGACGCAGCUUGGCCCCCUCUUCGACGCCUUCACCUUCCCGGCGCUCACCCAUCUGGUCGUUACCGGUCCGGGCGGAGGAAACAUCGAUUUCUUGCGCCGCUUCCUCGUUCGCUCGGGGUGUGCCCUAUCGAGUCUCACGUUCCUUCCAGACUUGGCGUCCGACUCCGUGUUAUCUGAAGCUGGGUUGGAGGAUGUUAAGCUGCAGGAUACUCCAAUCCAGCAAGCUGCUCUCAGUUUAGGGAAAGAGCUAAGCAUACCGGAGGUAGGCUUCGCCGAUAGCCUGGAGGAGACAAAGGUGUAUCGUGAGGCUAAGCAAAGGUGGUACAACUUGGAUUCGUCUUACAUAAAUGAAGGCGAUGGCAGAGUUCCUGUAAAACUUUCAGUUGACUGCAAUCUUCCGUCGAGCUAG